Molecule: messenger RNA, 2637 nt
Organism: Aspergillus aculeatinus CBS 121060
Lineage: Eukaryota; Fungi; Ascomycota; Eurotiomycetes; Eurotiales; Aspergillaceae
Product: putative C2H2 zinc finger domain protein
Exons: 3
Coding region: 1-2637 (878 amino acids)
Source: RefSeq, a predicted model, not a curated record
AUGGUCAACUUAUUCCUACUGGACCCUCUGGACCAUCUGGAAUACAUUCAUUAUGUUCAGCAGCAAAGCCCCUCAUCGAUUCCCUCUCUCGGGUCUCCUUCGAUCAGUAUUAGUCCCACGGAAGAUGCCAUUCGUCACGGGUUGGACAUUCCUCUCCUCUACGACCACUCCAUCAAUCCUCUAGCUAGUGAUCAACCUUUGUUUGACAACGCGAACCCUUUAACAAAUACGGACAUUGAAGAUACUGGGUUCGAUCCGCUAUACUUUGCGCCUGCGCCUGCGCCUCAGGCAUCGAGCGAAGUAUAUCGGGAUGAGUUCAAGCUUGCCGUGGAAAAUCUCAUCCACAUAGUUCAGAACAACGUCUUGCAACGCCAGAUCCCUCAGCUACAUGAUGCCAAAGACUUCCUGCAAGUUAUCUGGCACAGACUGAACGGCAUGAUUCAGCAACAAAUUGACAUAUUCGAGAGAUUGGCAGAUACCGGUCCAAGAACAAGCAAAUUCUGCUGCUGGCUUUGCCCUAGUGGACAGCGUAAGUUCUACAACACGCGGGCCUCCUUCAGACGUCAUGUUGCCUAUGAGCAUGCCCCACGGUCUAUCUAUCGUUGUCUCGAUGACAAGUGCCUUUGGACGACGAGGAGGAAGGACAAGGUGCAUUCGCACUUGAGACACAAUCACGGAUUCCAAUGGCGGGCCACUCGCGAGCAAAUCAACAUAGUUGAGACUAAGCUGCCCCCACCUCGUGUCUGCCCGCUGUGUCAGCAUGUUGUUAACUCCUGGGAUGAGUACUUUAAGUGCGUGUGUGGGCAUUGUCAGGUGGCAGGAGCUGGCUCGGCAAGCACCAGCGCUAGCCAGAGUCGCCGGAACAGCGACGACCGUGGACAGGGCAGUGGUGGCUCUGGCUUCAAUAAUUUCCAAUUCCCUGGCAGUGGGCUUGGGGCGAACAAUGGCCAGUCCCCCUCUGGGAACGGCACACAUACGGGCUCGACCUUUUUCAGCACGGGGUAUCACUAUAACCAGCAUACACAUCAAGCGACACAUGGUGUAAGCGGCCCCGCGUCAGCGACUCUGACGGGCCCAAACUCCGGUGUGGUCUCUGAUUAUGGGCCAUCACAUCUUGGAGAAGUUGAAGGGCCGCGUUCCGAAGAAAAGACAUGUGCCGGACCAACAAGUCUAACAAGUCAGCAUUGGUCGAUGACGAAUGGUACCAAUCCAGCCACAUGUGGCCAACACAAUGAGGGAACUGUCUCCGAGAUCCAUAAGUCGCACACCAACAUCUCUGGGCCUGAGAAACAUACAAGAAGACCCCACUCACAAGAAUCGCUACAGAAAAGAUUUCUCGCUAGAAGUCAAGGAGAGCUCCACCAAGAGCCAAAGAAGGUGCAGCCCGAGAAGAAGUGCACCACCUGUGGACAUGUCUUUGACAAUUGCUCUCGAUGUCGACGAUCAAAAGCGCUUUCCGGAAAAUGUCAUCAAUGUGCAGAUCGGACCUGCAACAAUGCAGGUCUCCAAAAAGCAGAGAUCUGGCGGGGCCGUGACCGGGCUCCUCGUGUGAAUAGACAGGAUGCCCUGACACACUCCGUCACCGAUACGACUUGGUCACUGCCAUCGACAGAUAUUGGGAAUGAUCACUCUGAUCCUCCUCGCGCUACGGGUGCUUUUAGUAUUCCCGAAGAAUGCCGACCUUAUGAAGUCUCCUCGCUGCACCGUAAGCUCACGUUUCCUCCAUUUCACAGCCGAACCAAGCUAGAUAGCGAGAGCCACAGUCCUUGCAACACAAGAUCGCGGUCCGCUCUAGUGCCAAUGCUUUCAAUUGAUACCAAUGUGGUGAUUUCGACGAAAGACCCUUCCGGGAAAGAACCCGCAGUUAUCUGGCACGCCCCGGCAAGAUGCCUACCAGCAAAGGUGCAAGCUCAAUCGACACCCGAAGCACAGACUAGACUACAUCAGUGCCGCGCAGGCCAAGUAACAAGGUCUUUCGCGGUUUUCAGUCAAAGGCUGGUAUCUUUCGAUCAAGAGAAGACUGAAUUUUGCAACUCGGACUCAUGCACGCCACAUGAGAAGACACUAUCAAUCAGUCAUCUGGACCACGCGGUGCUGCGUGUGAUGUACAGCUCUGUGUCUGGAAUGAUCCUCUAUGAAAGAGAGAGCGAGCAAGGCACCCUGAUCGAAUCGAUGGAUGUGGAUGUCACUCGUCGAUCCUUGGGAUGGCCGUGCAAGCCGUCUACACAGAAGACACGUCUUCCUCAAUUGGCCAUGAAACGAGCUGAUAAGAAGAAAGGCACUUCAAUGUUGCGAGCACGGCUCCACAUAGUUGUCGAACUUCUUGCACUCCACGCGAUGGCCAUCAAACAACGGUCCAAGAGGAAGUGUUUGACUGACGGUACUCAUACCGCUAAAGACGUCGCUCGUUCAAUUUCAUGCACUUCACCUGGGCUAGCAAGCCCGCAUGAUGUGGUCUCCCCGCUGUUCGACGCUGUCGUGACGUUGGACACUUUUGCGAUGGUGAAUAUCGUAUCCUCUUGGAUCGCAACUAUCGUCCCCGAUACUGAAGGGCAGGUGGAAUUGAUGCUGUUAAUGUGGUCGUAUAUCUAUAUCAUUCUCAACGGUAGCCCGAUCACUCUUCGGCUACAGAGCUAA